GCAGGAGAGAGAGAGAGUUUCAGAGAGAGAGAGAGAGAGAGAGAGAGGUGCUCUUCAGAGGCAGCGAUGGUGGAUUUAUUUGCAUGGCUAGCUUCCUUCUUUCUCGUCAUAGGUAUAAUCGGUGCUGUACUUUUCCAGCUAAUGUGCUUGGCCGACCUUGAGUUUGAUUAUAUCAACCCAUAUGAUUCAGCAUCCCGAGUAAAUAAGGCUGUUUUGCCAGAGUUCAUUGCAGAAGGAGUUUUGUGCCUUCUCCUUCUUAUUACAGGGCAUUGGGCUAUGUGUUUGCUCGGCCUUCCAUAUGCAUAUUACAAUGUAACAAUAUAUACUCGGCGGCAGCACUUUCUGGAUGUAACUGAGAUAUUCAACCAGCUUCAUUGGGAGAAGAAGGUGAGAUUUAUCAAGCUUAGUUACCUGAUCAUCUUUCUGGCAUUGACGAUAUUCUGGAUGAUUUGGAGCAUUGUAGAUGAAUGAUCAAUCUGAAUUUGAUGCUGCCAUUAGAAUUCUUGAAUUGUUGCUUUCAUUAAAAGAAAAAAAGAAGCAAAGAACCACAAGGAAAAACCUGGCCAGUGAUAUUUGUGAUCCAUAACCUACGUUAACUUUGUUAUGGAACAGCUACUUAAGAAGUAAACCUUAUGCAGCAUUUUAGAUUUCAUGUUACUCCACUAAUAGGGGAAUAGAAAUCCUAAAACUAUGUGUCUGUGUUGGUUAUAUUAGCUAUACAUUUUUUAAAGUGUUCUGACACAAGCAAAAUCAUUCGUUAGUUAUUUGUUAUAAUCAAGUGAUAUUGCUUACUUGAUUGAAGUGUUUAAAUCCUCUAUGUUAUGACAUAUGUAUGACCUCAAGAGGCUUGCGGAUGUAGUUUGUUCAUGUUGGCGCAUUUUAUUAUAUCCUUUAGGCCACCCGCAAUGGGGCGCCCGAUGGCGUCCAUCGUCCUCGGGCGCGGACAAUGCCCACAUUGUGGGUGGCCGCCAUCGUCCGCGGCCGAUGCAUAGGGCGCGCCCUAUGUCGCGGAAGAUGACCUAUCGUCCGCACCAUCGUCCGCGCCAUUGUGGGCUCGGCGGACGAUGGCGCGGACGAUAGGCCAUCGUCCGCGCCAUCGGGUGCCCCAUUGCGGGAUCGGCGGAUGAUGGCCGCGGACAAUGAUACUCGUUUUUGAUUUUUUGUAUAAAUACCCCUACCCCACCUUCAUUUGUAACGUUUCAUUUCAUGAUUUCACUCUCGAAACUCACAUUUUUAUUAUUACUACGAAAUGGAUUCAAGUCCCAAGAGUCCGAUGUUUGGGGAGGCGCGUUGGCCGGGUACAGAACCCGACGAUUAUCGACCGUUCGACGCAAACAUGCAGUACGAUCCCGAAUUCAGCACGGAAUCGUACGGUUUGGAUGACAUAGAGCCGUCUCCAAACCGACCCGUCGCGCCCUCCCGCCGCUCCGCCGCCGCCAAAAAGAAGUGGAACCGGCAACGCGCGUACAAGUUGCCACCUCCGUGAACUUGUGAGGAGUACGCCCUCGGCCGUACGAACUACCAGCCGGAUGAAACCCUCGUAUUGGCGAGGUGUUGGGUGGAUAUAUCAGAGGACCCGAUAUUCGCGAACAACCAGAAGCAUGUGGUGUACUGGGAGCGCA
Molecule: messenger RNA, 1622 nt
Organism: Salvia splendens (bonfire salvia)
Lineage: Eukaryota; Viridiplantae; Streptophyta; Magnoliopsida; Lamiales; Lamiaceae
Product: protein cornichon homolog 4
Exons: 5
Coding region: 67-471 (134 amino acids)
Biological process (GO): vesicle-mediated transport
Source: RefSeq, a predicted model, not a curated record